AUGCCACUCAUAUUGAACAAACUGGACGCGAGCCCGCCCGCCCGGGCCUGCCUCAUGUUGCUGGAGAUCCUCGGCCUCGACGUGGACCUGAGGGACGUGCACCUGUGGAGCGGCGCCCACCGCACGCCCGAGUACCUCACCAAGAACCUCACACACACGGUUCCGCUGCUGGAAGACGGCGAGUUCUACCUCAGCGACAGCCACGCGAUCAACACCUACCUCGUGACCAAAUACGGGGGGGUAUUAAAGGACCAGCUCUACCCCGACGACGCGCAGAAGCGUGCGGCGGUGGACUCCCGACUAUUCCUGGACGCAUCGUCAGUGUUCGUCAGGUUCCAAACGGCAAUGAGGGACGUCGUGUAUAACGGGGCGACUGGCAUAAGCGACGAGCACGUUAACGCCUUCGACGAGGCGUACGGAUACCUCGACGCGUAUCUUCAGAGGGGCGCGUAUCUUGCGGGUGAUCAGCUGACGCUGGCGGAUGUUUCAGCGGUGGCAACGGUUGCCGCUAUGUCGGGUCUGGUCCCCGUAGACGCGAAGCAUAACAGGCUGAACGAGUGGUUUGCUAAGCUGACCAAGAACGAAUGGUACCAGAAAAGCGCUCCGGGAAAUGCUCAACUGAUCUCCUUCAUCCAACAGAUGAUUAAGAGAAACUCUAGGACACCA
Messenger RNA from Iphiclides podalirius (scarce swallowtail), 666 nucleotides. The record is from the annotation of a GenBank genome assembly. NCBI's taxonomy places the organism in Eukaryota, Metazoa, Arthropoda, Insecta, Lepidoptera, Papilionidae.